AUCAAAUCAUCGAACAAGCCAUCCACCAUCCACUAUCCACCAUCCACCGCUCAUACAAUGUCACAAAUUCUAAGCUUCCUGCCCAAAUUCAUCUACGGCCAACUCUUCAUCACGCCGCCAGCGCCAACAAAGGACUGCGCAGGCAAAACUGUCAUCGUGACCGGCUCCAACACUGGCCUGGGUCUGGAAGCCGCCCGGCACUUUGUUCAACUCAACGCCGCCAAAGUCAUCCUCGCUUGCCGCAAUCUCGAAAAGGGAGAGGCCGCCGAGAAAGACAUCGAGUCCACCACUGGUCGGAAAGGCGUCGUCGAAGUCUGGCAACUAGACCUUACGAGCUAUGAAAGUGUAAAAGCCUUCGCGAAGAAGUCGCAGAGCUUGGAAAGGCUGGACAUUCUCCUCGAGAAUGCGGGUAUUGCGCCACCCAAUUUCAAAUUGGAGGAAGGCAGCGAGAGCACAAUCACGGUCAACGUCAUCUCUACGUUUCUGCUGGCGUUAUUGAUGGUGCCGAAGCUGCAAGAGACAGCCAAGAAGCACAACACUGUUCCAAAUCUCUGUAUCGUCAGCUCGGAAGCACACUUCUUCACCGCCUUCCCGGAACGCAAUUCCAGCUCCAUCUUCGACAAGCUCAACGACCGCUCCUCGGCCCGCAUGACGGACCGCUACAAUCUCUCCAAACUCCUCGAAGUCUUCGCCUGCCGCGAAAUCGCCCAGGACCAUCCGGUCUCUCAAUUCGGCGUGACCAUCACCUCCGUCAACCCCGGUCUCUGCCACAGCGAGCUGAUCCGACCCGAGGCGCCGGCCGUGGUGAGGGCGUUCAUGACGGUCAUGAAAGCCGUCCUGGCGCGGACCACGGAAGUGGGAGCGAGGACGCUCGUGGACGCGAGUUUGAGAGGUCAGGAGGAUCACGGGGCCUUUUUGAGUGAUUGCAAGGUUACCGAGGUGGCGAAGCUGGUGACGGACGAACCGGAGACGCAAACGAGGGUGUGGAGGGAAUUGGCGGCGAAGCUGGAGCAAAUUGAGCCGGGUGUUACGAAGAAUUUGGAGAGGGGCGUCAGUGCGAAGCUGUGA
This is a messenger RNA of Zymoseptoria tritici IPO323, 1068 nucleotides long. RefSeq lists its product as uncharacterized. The record is from RefSeq and is a predicted model, not a curated record. The transcript is spliced from 2 exons. NCBI's taxonomy places the organism in Eukaryota, Fungi, Ascomycota, Dothideomycetes, Mycosphaerellales, Mycosphaerellaceae. Bases 58 to 1068 code for a protein of 336 amino acids.